This is a messenger RNA of Hydractinia symbiolongicarpus, 1869 nucleotides long. RefSeq lists its product as uncharacterized. The record is from RefSeq and is a predicted model, not a curated record. NCBI's taxonomy places the organism in Eukaryota, Metazoa, Cnidaria, Hydrozoa, Anthoathecata, Hydractiniidae. The transcript has 8 exons. Bases 175 to 1869 code for a protein of 564 amino acids.
AAAAAAGAACACAAAAGAAGACGACAAUAGAAAGUCACCGCAGUACAUCGUUUGGGAAGGUAAUUAGAUUUUUGCCAAUUGAAGCUUCAUUAAUACAGCGACUUUUUGACAGAUGGUCACAACAUCAACAUUAUGUUAGUAUUAUAUUGAAUUCAAGCGAAAAACACAUUCAACAUGUUAAAACAAGCCUGCUAUUUCGUAUUGCUCGUGGUAUCAGUAACUUGCGAGUUGAAUCUUACUACACCUCUGUUUUUUGAUCCAUAUAAUCCUUUUUUCGGGUGUGAAGAACCAAUUUAUCGAGUUCCGCCGGGGGUGGCGACCAAUUUGGUGUGUCCGCAUCAAGUAUACGCCAACUAUAAACAAGAAAUAGAAGACGUACGAAAAGAAAGAAUAUUUGAAACUCUUUACUACGUCAAAACAGAAGACGAGUAUGUUAACUGCGAUGCAAGAUCUGGUAUCGUAUGGUUACAGUGUGACACAGUAGACCCAGUCAACAAAACAUGCUACCCUCAUCCAAGGGGGCGCGGAUAUUUUCCCUUAUUAAGGGCAUGCAACGGCUAUGACAUAUUCAGAUUUAUACCAAAACAAGAAAAAGACUCAACUGCAAUAGAUUUCCGUCCAGGACACACAUAUCGGUUUAUAGCAACGUCAUUUAGGACAAAAAUGUAUCUAGAACAACUCCAACUAGGCAGCUGUUCUCGAACUAAAAACAAGGGAGAUUAUAAACUUCGCUUCAAAGUUUACGUUUGCACCGAUGAGGAGGUUAAAAGGGGAGAUUGCGAAAUUGAAGAUUCUCAAAAGUGUCAACAAAAUUGCCAGCUUAAAAACGAGACAUUUUAUCAAGAUAGCAACGGAAACUGCUACAUGAAACAACGAAAAUUAUGUGUGAGCGAUGCGUUAGGUGUUACAAUGAAUAAAACCAAAGAAAUUAAAAUUGACUGUCAACCACCAAGCUAUACAAAAUGGAGAAAUAUCACAACACAAUAUUACAGUGAUGGAGAAUGUCAUAUAGUGCAAGAGAGAAACUGCACUUUUGUAUUUACUGGUAAAUCGUACACAGAAACAAGAAAGAUAAGCAAACCAUGUGAGAAAAUGUCAUGCGAAAAGUGGAAAUUGAAAGGGGAUAGGGAAUACGAAGUUAACGGCACGUGUUAUGGAGUAGCCAUACGGUCCUGUUCAGGUGUUGGUUUCAACUAUGUUGAACAAAAAGAAGUCAACGUUACAUGUAGGAUAUCUCAAGCAGUAAGAGGAGAUGCUGAAGAGGGUGAUAUCCAUUUCCAACUGUACAUUGCAAUCGGUGCUGCAAUACUUGCUUUGUUGUUUGGUAUGGUGAUUGGCGUGAUGUGUAUGCGUUAUCAACACAACAAGAGAUGCCCCACAAAAACAAACGCGGUUCUAACUAGUGCACCAUCAAGCAUACAAAGCAAUUCUCCAUCCAAUGGUCAUACCAACAAAGUAUUUGAACAUGAAGUGAUAACGGGAGAAAUAUUUCAUUUCGGAAGUGAUGAGAUACCGCCACCACCAUCAUACACAUCAGAAGGGAAACAGUACCUCGAAAGAAGUCACUCAGCUUUCUCUCCUUCCAGUGUUAACCGAAGUGUUUCUUUUCAUUAUGGGGACGAGAGUGUAUUUACCAGUCCAGAUCCGAUCGCAUAUCGCCACUAUCAACCCAGAAGACCAGGACGAAACAGAGUGAACAGAAAUUCGAGCGCAAUAUCAACAGCUCAGUUGAUGAGACACUACAGCGAUGCCUCGUCUAGACAAUCCAGAUUGACCAGUAUUGACCUAUCUAAUGGUGGGCCAUCAAGGCAGACAAGUUUAAAGUCACAAAUGCCAAUAUACGAUGAAGUGCAGGAGGCUAUUAUAUAG